AGUGAAGAGCAAGUAAUGGAGCAGGUGAUGGAGCGCCACUACGACAUCGACCUCACCUAUAUCACGGAGAGGAUCAUCUCGGUUUUCUUCAUGCCAGAACUUGAGGAACUGCGAUACCACAAGGAGCUACAGGAAAUGGCCACCAUGCUUAAAUCCAAGCAUCAAGACAAGUUCCUGCUUUUAAACUUAUCAGAGAAGCGACAUGACAUCACAAGACUCAUCCCAAAGGUUCAGGACUUCGGCUGGCCUGAUCUCCACGCUCCACCUUUGGACAGGAUCUGCACUGUAUGUAAAGCCAUGGAGACGUGGCUGAAUGCUGAUCCUAAUAAUGUAGCGGUUCUCCACUGUAAGGGAAACAAAGGGAAGACAGGUGUCAUUGUGGCAGCUUAUAUGCACUACAGCAAGAUAUCAGCAGGUGCAGACCAGGCGCUCACCACACUGGCCAUGAGAAAGUUUUGCGAGGAUAAGGUUUCUUCCUCUCUUCAGCCUUCUCAAAACAGGUACAUCUACUACUUUGGUGGUCUGCUGUCAGGUGCUAUAAAAAUGAAUAGCAGUCCUCUCUUCCUCCAUCAGAUUCUUAUACCAUCAACGCCCACUUUUCAAACAGGAGGGGGUUACUUUCCAUUUCUGAAAAUCUACCAAUCACUACAGUUGAUCUACACCUCCUGUGUCUAUGACACACAGACCUCUAGGUCCAGGAAGCUGUGUGUGACGAUGGAACCAGCAUUAUUGUUAAAGGGGGACAUUAUGGUCAAGUGCUAUCAUCGACGCAGCCAAGCAGCAGAGAGAGAGGUAGUGUUCAGGAUCCAGUUUCACACGUGCACCAUUCAUGGUACCCAGCUGUGGUUUGGCAAGAAGGACCUUGAUGUAGCCUGCACAGAUGACAGGUUCCCUUGUGAUGCUGCAGUGGAGUUUAUCUUUUCUAGCAGGCCAGAAAAAAUAAAUGGUCAAGAAAACCAGAAGACAGACACUUCCAUCAAAGCAAACUUUGACAUCUCAGAUCCAGUGGUUAGAUGGGAUUCUUAUGAGAACUUAAACCUGCACCAUCAAGACAGCCCAGGAUAUAUUUCUCAUACAAGGGGCCCUCUUGAUGGCAGUCUCUACGCACAGGUGAGGAAACGACGAGGACCGGGCCUUACUUCUUCCCCCAAUGGAUGCCUCACCAGCAGCCCUACCGUGAGGCCGCAGAUUGCCCACCAGUCGCAGACUCUCACGGGCACUUUCAGUUGUGUCUCCUCUGAUCAGACUGAGAACCAUUUAGCCUGCUCCGCUCAUCUUGAAAGUGAUCCUACUGAAAGUCAAUUGGACAGAAAAGGAAGUGAAACAAAAGAGAAUAUACAAGAGAAAGAAAAGGACAAAGAGACCGAGGUUUUAGGAGAUGCAAAGCAGUCGAAUCCGGGUGGGUUACGUCGAGAACACUCGUAUUGUGGUCAAACAGGUAUAAAGUAUGGAGGUGCGGGGCGGCAAUGGGAGGAAAUGCCCUCCAUCUGUAAUAGUCACUGUGUUGGUUGCAGUAUCAACAGUAUCAAAAAACAUCCCAGAAGCCAAACUCUGCCAGCCAUACCUUCCAAAUCAGUGUCCCCACCUCCUCAUUUGAUGCAUAUGGAACUCUGCCAUCGUAAUACCGCCCAUCCUUUGGCGGAGUUAUCAUGGGAACAGCCAGCCCCAUCUGUACCUUGUCUCCACAGGCCAUGCUUCCCUUAUUCCGCUCCCGAACAUACACAUUCACAUGGCCAUACCCUUCCAGGUUCUAACAGACAUUACAUAGAUGAAUGCCAGGUCUUCCAUUUUGCUGGCCAACCUCCAACCUCGCAUCUUUCCCACCAAUCACUGCUCUCAAACCCUUACAGAGAGAUGUUCUUUGGCCCAUCAAACCAGUCUCCUGGAUGCCCUUGCCGAGAGUGCUCUAGCAGGCGAGAGCACCAGGCAGCCUCCCUCAGGACGUUACAUUCAACACAUCCAGUGGCAUUACAACGAACUGGAGAGGCAUUGUGGGAAACUAAAAACCCAUGGGAAGUGCCAAGAGAGGCUGACUUCUGGCACUGUAAAUCAACCGUACCACCAAUUCACAUCUGCCAUUCUGCCGCUUUGAAACAAGGUACAGAGCAGCCAAGGUUUGUCCUUGGACCUCACCAGAGUUAUCCCAGGGCUCCGCCUCUGAUGGACAUGCGGGAUGAAGCCAGCAGUGGAUAUCACACCCCGCCAUCUCUACGCCAGUCUUGCCCCUGCUCUCCUUAUCAACCAUCUCCUGUUGAGAGCCAUGGAAGUCGAGGGUAUGCCUCUGGUUAUCUCUCUGGGUCAGCCUCUCCUCUACCUGCCAGUAGCCCCUCUCCUGGAAGAGGGAGACUUCCAGAAACCCCUCCAGAAGCCAAAGAUCAGCAGCAGCAGGAGCACAUCAAUGUGAAAAGGUCCGCAUCUAGAACAGAGGCUGAUAUAUCCAAGGGUUCAGAGGGUAAACAUGACCGAUCAAGCACCCAGACUCUGGAUUCUGAUCAUGACUAUACAGUCAUUGGUGGCAGCAGCCCCACACACACAGAAGACAGUCAAGAUGCCUCAAUAUCACUGGAAUUCAACACAAAUGGAAGUAAAACACUCACGAUAACAGAGACUGAAGAACCGCCUCAAAGUUCUAGUACAACACCACUAUCAAGUGAAAUUUGUCAGAGUCAAACAUCGGAUGGAAAAGAGGUUGAGGAAGGAAAGGUCCAAGAAAAUGUCAGCAAUGCUGGUCAGUCUCAAAGUACGACUAUUAUCGUCACCUCAGUGGAAGACCAGCUCAGUGGCUCGAAUGUGCCUUGCGAUGGACCAAGUGGCAGCAGCACAACACAUGGUGCCAGCCCAAGCCCUUACAAUAGCUCUUCACAAAAUUCUCCAACUGAGUCCCCCAGUCAUAGCUCCCCCUUGGCCACAGAUCCACCAUGUCAGCGAUUAACACCUGAUCAAGACAUCUCAACUGAAACCAAACCACCAUCCCCUGUGCAAGAUGGAUACCACACACCAACGUUUCCCCAAGCAUCCUAUUACUACACUUUGUUAAAUGUCCCCCAUGUCCCGUACACAGGCUAUACUGCCAUUACAAUCCCCGCCAUUCAGCCACCACUCCCCGAGAAGAAGCGACUUUCAUCAACGCCGGGAUCCCUUAACGGGCAUACUACUCAUCUACGAGGCUCUCCGGUUCCUUCACCGACGCACAAUGUGACUUUGUCACCAACUACGGCAGAGCAGAGACCGUUCAGUAGCAGCAGGGAGGACAUUAGGGUCAAUGCGAAGUUUGUCCAAGAUAGCUCAAAGUACUGGUACAAACCGGGCAUCUCCAGAGACCAAGCCAUAGCAGUAUUGAAGGACAAGGAGCCAGGAACUUUCCUCAUCAGAGACAGUAAUUCGUUCCAAGGUGCCUACGGCUUGGCCCUCAAGGUGGCCACGCAUCCCCCGAAUGCCAACAUUGCUGGUAGUAAAGCAGAUGUCCUGGAACAGCUAGUGAGGCAUUUCCUCAUUGAGACAGGGCCGCGGGGAGUCAGAAUCAAGGGCUGUCAGAAUGAGUCAUAUUUCGGGAGUUUAUCUGCACUGGUGUACCAACAUUCAAUCACACCCAUCUCUUUGCCUUGUGCUCUUCGCAUCCCAGAAAAAGAUCUGGUUGGAGAUCUUCAGGAGAUCCGGUCUGUAACAAACACAAGCACAGCGGCUGAUCUCCUUAAACAGGGAGCAGCUUGCAACGUUCUCUACCUGAACUCAGUGGAAACUGAAUCAUUAACUGGACCGGAAGCAGUUUCAAAAGCAACCAAAUGUACACUGGCUCUGAGUCCACGCCCUGCAGCAACAACUGUUCAUUUUAAAGUUUCAUCUCAGGGCAUCACUCUAACGGACAGCAAAAGAAGGUUAUUUUUCCGGAGGCACUACCCCAUCAGCAGUGUAACUUUCAGUAGUCUUGACCCUCAAGACCAGAGAUGGACUAACAGUGAUAGCACGUCCAGCAAGAUGUUUGGUUUUGUGGCCAGGCGGACGGGCAGUGCUACAGAGAACGUGUGUCACCUUUUCGCAGAGCUGGAUCCAGAGCAACCUGCUGUGGCCAUCGUCAACUUUAUCAAUAAAGUUAUGCUCGGACCACAACUACGCAGAUGA
Nerophis lumbriciformis (worm pipefish) is the source of this 4119-nucleotide messenger RNA. The record is from RefSeq and is a predicted model, not a curated record. Lineage: Eukaryota; Metazoa; Chordata; Actinopteri; Syngnathiformes; Syngnathidae.